AACAAUGCCGCCACCCGGAGAGAUAUCCGCCAGGUUUGUUUUGUAGCUGUCCGCCGGUGGUAGUUGUCGUCGGCUGUCUAUCCGCCAUCUGUGCCCACAGAGGUACUGCCCCGAUCUCACAAAGGUCAGCCGUAGCGCCUCCAGCGGCCAAGUCAGCACCGCACAGGUACCCGUCCCGAGCUUUAGCAGCCCCAAACGGGUGGAUCUGGCCAUGUACAGCAGCCUGCUCGGUGACGUCCCGUUGUUCAUCGCCCAUCGCCCUCAUCAACCCGCCUGGCCGGCUUCGACAUGCCCAGCUUCCUACUUCUUAUGAGGCUCCCCUAACGCUCGCUCACAAAAUCUUUAUCCUCUCGCAACACCACUACCAUCGGCCGGGCGUCCAUAUACUGCGAUCCCCUCAGCUUCCGCCUGGCCACGCAUUACACUACCCCUCCCUCCAGACCAGGCUCAUUUGGUGACGCUUGCCUUGUCCUCCUGCAACCAGCCCACAAUCUCAAGAUGAAUGUCCGGCCCCCCAUAGAAGCGUCCAGCACUGAGGCUGUCUUGUCCGUGUCAUUCAACAAUGAUGCAAGUUGCUUUGCCGCUGGCCUAGACUCUGGCAUCUGCAUCUUCCACACCAAAUCAUGUCUUCUCAAGGCCUCCAGAGAUUUCAACGCGGGCAUCGGCCUCGUCCAGAUGAUGGGCAUGACCAACUACCUCGCCCUCGUUGGCGGUGGCAGGUCCCCCAAGUUCGCCAUGAACAAGGCCAUAAUAUGGGAUGACAUGAAGGGCAAGGUCGCACUCGAAAUCACAGCCUUGACUGCAGUGCGCGGCGUGCAACUGGGGAGAGAGCGCAUAGCCGUGGUCCUCCAGAAUAGCGUCCGCGUUUACUCCUUCGCAAAGCCCCCGGAUCUCCUCCAUGUCUAUGAGACCGCAGAUAACCUCCUCGGCCUCUGCUGUCUUUCAGAAAAGAAGCUCGCAUUUCCAGGGCGCACCGCCGGCCAGAUCCAGCUGGUCGAGCUGGCAACUGGCAACGUCAGCAUCAUCCCAGCACACUCGUCGGCGCUCAAGGCCAUCACCUUGAGUCCGGAUGGCGAACUCCUCGCCAGCGCCAGUGAGAUGGGUACUCUGAUCCGCGUCUACUCAACAAGCAACUGUGCCCGCGUCGCUGAACUCCGCCGCGGCAUCGACCCAGCCACCAUUUUCUCCCUCGCCUUCUCUCCUUCUGGCACCGUCCUCGCCUGCACCUCAGACAAAUCCACACUCCACGUCUUCGACGUCCCCCACCCACGCAAGCCCCCCAUGCACCGCAGCCAGCAGCUGGGGACGUCGGGUGCGGACGCUGGGGACGGGACAGGUAAAUGGGGCAUUCUUAGCAAGAUCCCUUUGAUGCCGCGGGUCUUUUCAGACGUCUACUCGUUUUCGUCGGCACCGUUCGAAGCCGGUGACGAGUCCAUGAUCGGGGGCAUCCCAUUUUCAGAGGGCACUGUAUUGGGCACAUCAAGGCCUCCCAAGGGUGUCAUUGGGUGGAUCGCCGAGGACAGCCUAGUGGUGAUCGGCGCUGGCCAGGAUGCGAGAUGGGAGAAGUUUGUCAUCGUGGAUGGCGAAGAUGGAAAGCGGCAUUGUGUGAGGGAGGGCUGGAAACGAUACCUGGGCAAUACUUGAGUGUCGGAGGUUACAAACCUCUCGAGACAUCUCUCAUUAUGUGCGCGGCGAAUUUGGGGAGGCGUUCUAGGCGGAUCAAAUCAUCAGACUAGGUCUGUUGUUGGC
Molecule: messenger RNA, 1749 nt
Organism: Ilyonectria robusta
Lineage: Eukaryota; Fungi; Ascomycota; Sordariomycetes; Hypocreales; Nectriaceae
Product: WD40-repeat-containing domain protein
Exons: 4
Coding region: 499-1644 (381 amino acids)
Biological process (GO): protein lipidation; autophagy of mitochondrion; protein localization to phagophore assembly site
Cellular component (GO): cytosol; extrinsic component of membrane; phagophore assembly site membrane
Molecular function (GO): phosphatidylinositol-3,5-bisphosphate binding; phosphatidylinositol-3-phosphate binding; protein binding
Source: RefSeq, a predicted model, not a curated record